AUGAGCGCUUUUCGCGAUCUCGGUUGCUGCCUGCUUUGCACUGAACGCUUUUCGCAGGGCCACCGCCCGAAGGUCCUCGGCUGCGGCCAUUCGUUCUGCGAGCGCUGCUUGGCCACCUGUACGCGCAUCUCGAGACUGUGCCCCAAAUGCCGCGCGCCCAUCACAAACAGCUGCAUCAACUUUGAUUUGCUAAACUUGGCUGAAGCUUUGCCGGAUGUUGCUGCUGGUGAUGGCGGCGUUGAAACGCAAAUCCUGGUCAAGAACGUCAACGGCAAGUCUGUGAACAUUGACAUCAAGCCGGAUUCGACUACGGUGACGCUGAAAGACUUCGAUCCGGAGGAUGAGGAGGCAAAAUUCGAACAUGAUAAUUUCGAUGGUAAAAGCGUUGCGUUUGAUAUGAAACCUUCUGACAACGUCUUGAAGUUGAUGAAGAAAGUUGAAGAUCGCGAGGGCAUCAAACCUGAGGAGCAGCGUCUCAUUUUCAUGGGAAAACCGAUUGAGUUAGACAGCAACCUGUCACUCCGUGACCUCCACGUGCAACGUGGUUCGACUAUUCAUCUUGUCCAUCGUCAACCGGGUGGUGGCGCAGUGCAAAGCUCAAACAAAAUGCUCUCGCGACUCGCCCUCAGCUACCAGCCGAUUCGCCAAUUCUCGCAAACGGCGGUGAAGAGCGCCCGUUUCGGCCAAGGCGGAAUCGGCAACAGGUUCACGGAGCAGACGUGGUCCAACUUCAAGACACGCACCGGCCCGACGCUGAAGGAGCGGCUGCUGGGUCCCACCACUGGAAAGCCCUAUCUCUACGGCACCUAUGCUCUGAUCGGCGCCUCGGCUUUUGGCAUUGCCGCCCUGGGCUACUAUGGACUCGGCAUGAGCAGCGGCUCCUCGAUUAUUCAGAACAGCGCCCUGUGGCCGCAAUAUGUUCGUGAUCGUCUCCACACUACCUACGGAUACCUGGGGGCCGGUCUCGGAAUCACGGCUGCUGCUGGCAUGGCCGCGUCGAGGAACGCGAUGAUCAUGCGACUCACCUCGUCUGGCUCUAUUUUGGGAAUGUUCGCUACGCUGGCCGUGAUCAUUGGCACGAGCGCCGUCUGCCAGUCGGUCCCGUACGAGAACACCUUCGUCAAGCACGUCGCCUGGGCCGUUCACUGCGGCGCGCUUGGAGCUGUUCUCGCCCCGAUGGUCUACAUGGGCGGCCCGGCGUUGAUGCGUGCCGCUUGGUAUACGGCUGGAUUGGUGGCUGGCCUUUCCGCCACCGCCAUCACCGCCCCGUCCGAGAAGUUCCUGAUGAUGGCCGGCCCGCUCGGCAUGGGCUUGGGCGUCGUGUUCGUGGCCAACAUCGGCUGCUUCUUCUUCCCGCCCCACAGCGCCCUUGGAGCUAGCCUGGCCUCGGUAGUCGUCUACGGUGGCUUGAUCCUGUUCUCGGCCUUCCUGCUCUACAACACGCAACGUUUGGUGAAGCAGGCCGAAAUGCAUCCGCAGCCCGGCUACUACGAAGGCGUCCGCCAGUUUGACCCGAUCAAUGCCCAGCUCGGCAUCUACAUGAACAUUCUCAACAUCUUCAUGCGCAUGGCGAUGAUCACGGGCGGAGGCAGCAACCGCAGGAAG
This is a messenger RNA of Mesorhabditis spiculigera, 1605 nucleotides long. The record is from the annotation of a GenBank genome assembly. NCBI's taxonomy places the organism in Eukaryota, Metazoa, Nematoda, Chromadorea, Rhabditida, Rhabditidae.